CAUCUGAUGUCGCCCGUUGCUCGCGCGCGUCUGACAGUCGCCUCGCAUUGUUCGUGAGCACGUACGGAGCGUAGUUUCGGCAGCGGGCUCCACCUCCACAAGUGACAAGCGCCUUCUCGGCUCGCCAGGAUCGCCAGUGCUUGCGGAACGUAGCUGAUAUGUGUUGUGAUAUGCGCCUGUGUACAUAUCGGCUCGGCGUCAGUGCGUUGAAAGCAUAGUUUCGGAAGCUGGUUUGUGUUGUGAUACGCUACUAAGGCGGCUCGACGCAUUGAUCAGUGCUUGCGGGGCGUAGUUUCGGAAGUUUACUGGUGACCAUGGGUCGGCGACCGCAGAAGUACAAGACUGCUCCUUCUUACGGCACUCGUAAGCGGAAAUCGCCGACGGUGAAAAAGACUGCUUCAAGUUCGCGUGGCAGUACUGUGCAGCAUAGCGCAGAAGUCGCAGACGCGCAGCCGAGGACUCCGUGUGCGGGCAGGAUGCAUACGCGUGCCGAUAUGACGUCGUUCGGGAGCCGCCGCCGAGCACUUCACACGCGGGCGAAACAUCUCGUGCGAGCAGCAGUGGCACCGCCGAGCUUGUCGUGCCGCGUUCCACAUCGUCGGAUGGAUCUAGCGAUCGCGCCUCGGAUGUGUGUCCGAUCAUCGUGUCGGCACGUCGCACGAUGUUGCUGCGCCGUCUGCAAGUACGGGCGGCACCAUUCAGGCGCGCCUGGAGCCGCGUUUUGUAUCGGUCGAAGCAUCCCGGGAGGUCGCCGCGAAAAUGCAGGCAAAACUAGGUUCGGUGUCGGUGACCGCGCGGAAAGUGGAACUGACGGGUGAAGGCGAGGGUGCUUGCCGGUACGGAACAAGCGGAGGAGUUUCUCGUCGUUCAAAUGACUGCCCUGAACGCGCUUCUCGGCAAAUCGAAGUGCCAGCAGAGCUCAUCCCCACCAGGACUUUCAGUUCAGCUGGGAAGAAAACAUGGAUUAGCAGCACAAAUCAUACUGGCGUGCGCGUUUUCCGGCGCCGUCGCGAAAGGAAGGUCGCAAAUUUUUUAUGUUAAUAUGAGAGCUGUACAGGCUGUUAAAAGUGGCAAAGGGGCAACAGCUUUGACCGAUUUCUGGUCAAUAAUGAAUGUCCCCCGUAGAGGGUUGCAUCGUAAAACAUUUCAGAAAUGUCUCAAGGCCGAGUUCAGACCUGCCAGUGAGACAGCUGCUGCCAAUAUUUUUUCUGAUAUGCUGUGGUGGCAGUGCACAAUGUUUACAGGGAGAUGGACCCUACCUUUAAUAAAAACAUAACAGUGGUUUGUGAUGGGACAUGGCCAACACGUGGCCAUACAUCCCACAUAGGUGUCGGCACUGCAAUAGAAUUUGUCGCAGGACCGGUGCUCGACUGUGGUCCUAUCAAACCGAUGCCAUGGUUGCACGCUUGGCCCCAAAGAAGGAGAUGAAGGCUGUGAUGAUUGGAAAGCAUCACACGUCUGCCAAAAAAACACAGAUGGGAACUCUGGCAGAAUGGAGGUUGAAGCAGCAUUGACUCUAUUAGGAGGUCCCUUAGCAAAUGUGGCUUGCGAUAUCUGAACAUUGUUUGUGGUGGUGACAGUAGAACCUUUGUAGCACUCGGUCAGGGCAAGACUUUUGGAUUUAUUCCGUUUACUAAGGAGGACUGCAUUAAUCAUGUCAAGAAAAGGAUGGGGAUGGCUCUGUGGGCUCUGAUCACAAAAGGCAAGAAAGGGGAACCUCUUGGAGGGAAAGCUGGCCUCACUCAAGAUUUAAUAAAAAAAACUUACACAUUACUAUGGCAUGGCUCUGCGUGACGACGACAAUGUUCAAGACAUGCAAAAGGCCGUGAUGGCAGCAUAUUAUAAUAUAACAUCUACCGACGAAGACCCCCAUCGUGACCUUUGCCCACAGGGGCCCCAAAGUUGGUGCCGACAUCAUGCUGCAGAAGCAGAGAAGCCUCCACCUCCUCACAGUUUGCCAAAAGCUAAGCGUCGGAAGGGUGUGACCGUGACAGCUGACGUGCCGCACGACUUUGGCAAGGUGUCCCACCCCAUCGCAGCUCCCGAGGAUUUGACUGCCUACUUGCCGGCAGGUGAUGAAGCUGCGGGGGCACUCGGGCUCACGGUGGACGUGGAGACAAUCACACUCCGUGAAGAAGUUCCCAUGAUGCAGGACGACCCUCUGGAGAAAGACGCGAUCCCUGUGGAGGUUGAAGAAGGAGGAGACAUUCUGGAUGAGCUGGACAAGCUGAUGGCACUACACAAAGGAGAGCAGGCACCUGGUGCUGGAUCGACAGCCGCCUCUCCACAAGCAACUGUGGAAGAACCUGCCCGGCCCAUCUCACCCAUCCCCAGGGUUCAAAGCCAGACGCCCCCUCUUCCGCGAAUGCAUCGUGCGAGCAGCCAGUCACCAAGAACGGGAGAGCCCGCUGUAGGUGAGCCGGUCGAGGCCGUCCGAGCAGGGCCGACUGAGCCGCCAACCGAAGCCGAGCCCGAACGGACGGUGGCCGAGGACGAGUUGGAGGAGGCCAUGCCCGUUGUUCCCGAGGCCGAUUUGCCCGCUGAUGCUAGUGCUCCUCUGGUCCAGCCAGACGUCGAUGCCGCGGCACAGCCCGAGCGGGCACCGAGCCCUGCAGCACUUCCGGCCCCGAGACCAAGGAGGCGCCGCAUUCCCGGGUCGCCACCAUCCGGGGAGCCAGUACGUCGCCGCCGCCGCCGCUCUCGGGUCAUCAUCGAUCAGGAGACGGAGAUCGACAUGGAGACCAUGCGGCAAAACAUCCGCGACAGCAGUGUGGCGCCUCUUACACGGGACAUUGCGGUGCUGCCCACAGCGCAAGAUGCAGAGACGCUCUUCCGACAGCCCGGCCGUCGGCUGCUUUCCAAGCGCCUGCUUGUGCCCUGGCAGCGAGUCCGGACAUUGCCCAGACCAGAUGACGAGGAGCCAGCCGUGGCCCCCGAAGAACCAGUUCGUGAGCCAGAGGCUGAGCCCAUUCCAGAGCCCAUGUCAGAGCCAGUUCCUGAGCCACUUCUUGAGCCAGUUCUUGAGCCAGUGGCUGAGUUAGUUUCUGAGCAAGUGGUUGAAGCACAGGAGCUGCCCUCGGGUCAUGGCCUGGAAGUGGCGAGAGAGCCUUCACUGCAAGACACCUCAACUGCCAGUGGAGAGGGGAAGCUGGCAGGAAGGACUUCUGUGGUUCCAUCGAUGACUGGGAUUCCUGAGGAAGAACAGCAAGCAGAGAUUCCUGGGGCCGAGGAAGACCAGCUGCCCAUCCCAGAAGGACCGGCACCACCUGAGGAUGAGCCAGAGCAGGCUCCCGUGGCACAAGUUGCCCCUCCCGACGAGACCGUGGUGCAUGCUGUGCCUGCAGCAGAUGCCCCCCUGGCGCAGCAAGGCUCCAUGCUGCGUGUGUGGGAUCGGCUGCAGCAGUUCAGCGACGACCACGGACUGUGCACUGUGGAGGCACUGGUCACACCGGACGCCUUCAACCGGAGAGCCGUGGCCAGCUGCUUCGGUGCGCUCCUGCGUCUUCACAAACGGCAGCUGGUGCACCUCAGUCAGGAUCAGCCAUACGGCCCAAUCGUGAUUGAAGUGAACCAGCAAGAACAGGGCACCCCACCAAUGGCUGGGCGCCUCAGCCCCUGAGCGACCACCACACAAGUAGCACUGGAAGCAGUGUCAGUGUGGGACAACACUGUCUUUGUUGUCUGUACCAUCGGGGCAGCCCUGUCCCCUCUUGACAAAUCAGGUCGCAAAUUUCAAAUGUCCCCCCAAAGUUGCCAUUUUCUGCAUCAUCAGUGUCGCCGAAGAGGCAGACACGAAGCCAUCUCUGUUUCUUUUUAAUGAUUAUGGGUCUCAGAUGAAGCAUUGGGUAAGGAGAGCGUAACAGCAAGAAAUGAGUAGAAACAGCAAUAUUCACAUAUGCAACUUAAUAUAAAAACAUUGAAGAAUUGCUUAAAAAGAAAAGUAUGUAGAAAUAUACUAGCAGAGUUCUUUGAGCUCUUGCUGCUGAGGUCUUUGUGUUGGAAGUACAGCUGGCAUUUUUUCUUGGUCUUCUUUUACGAUUGCUAUUUCUGGCAUCCUUGUGGAAAUGCAUAUGCACUUAAAAGGAGAUUCGGAUUAGUCCAAAAGUGAUGCAGAUUUAGUUGACCUAUUUCCCCACUCAACACAAUGGCAAAAACUAUGAAUUGAACACUGAGAAACAUAAAAGCCAUUCACAGCAAGCUACACUGAUGUAACAACAGCCUCUUUCUUUUCUGUUUAUAUAUAUAUAUACACCAUGUUUUCCCUUAUCUAGGAUAACAGACGAAGGUGCUCAGAAACCGACUGACGAUUUCUAAGCACUGGACAUUUUUAUGGUAGAUAUUGUAGCUGAUUUUAUCGGUCGGUCGAUAGCAUUUACAUUGCAUUCAUGUGACAUUUGUUGAGUGUAAUUUUGAAAUGCAAAACUAAAUGUUAAAUAGUUAUCUAGUCAUUUGCCUACUUUACAUUUUUAGCUUGUACUGAUGUCAGCACAUUCUUUUGUGCCAAACUUGUUUUUAUGAGUCAGCAUUUACCACAUGCUGUGUGCGUGAGUGAAUCUCUGAAGGUUUUAUGACAAGUCUCUUUGAGGUGCUGCAAACUGUUUUGUUGUUUAUUAACAUUGUUAAUUUUUUUAUGAAGUUCUCUACUUGUUUGUUCUUUAACUGACUUUGUGAUCGUUACCUGUGAUAAGGCACACUGAUGGUACUCGUAUGGACUUACCUCAGCAUUGGCCCAGCUGUGAUGUUUUCAGAGAUUUGAGACAUUGUUCUAAAGUUUUAUUUUAUUUAAUAAAGAAAUGCUAUGCUUCCUA
Molecule: messenger RNA, 4808 nt
Organism: Dermacentor andersoni
Lineage: Eukaryota; Metazoa; Arthropoda; Arachnida; Ixodida; Ixodidae
Source: RefSeq, a predicted model, not a curated record